Molecule: messenger RNA, 1471 nt
Organism: Pyricularia grisea
Lineage: Eukaryota; Fungi; Ascomycota; Sordariomycetes; Magnaporthales; Pyriculariaceae
Exons: 4
Coding region: 704-1432 (242 amino acids)
Biological process (GO): regulation of Ras protein signal transduction; regulation of proteolysis
Molecular function (GO): peptidase inhibitor activity; phospholipid binding
Source: RefSeq, a predicted model, not a curated record
GUUGCAAGCUAGACAAACAAGAAAGAAGUUUAGGCCCGCCUCGACGCGUCCUAACCUGCCCCACUUUCUGAAGACGCGUUGUACGCUGGUCUAGGAAAUAUCAACUGCAUCUCAUCGACACGAGAUCAUGCUGCAGUUGAUGACAAAGAUCGUCAGUUUCCAAACACAGUGCCAUCUUACAGUUGGCUUCGUCAGCAAACAAAGUUCAAUUACAGAAUGCCCGCGGAAACUCAAGCUAGACAUGCGAACGCAACGCGAUUGGAGCGUUGGUGUCUGCGCCUGUUUAGUAACACAGCUAUCCCUUCCUGAAUAGUAUAUUGCUUCGGCAGGAGCGGUUAUCACACACUGGCUGGUAAAUUGGACGAAUGACAACAAACCAACAGAAACGAAGAACGAGGGUUACAUCAUCAAUCAUCAUAGUACCUACCAAGGUAGGUAGAUCUAGGUAGUGUAAAGGUGGUAGGUACCUACCUAGGUAAGGUACCUAGUUGGAGUUUGUUAUUAGCUAUUUUGUGCAAUAUACCGGACAGCCCGGAUGAGAGGAUAUUCUUCACUCGGACAAACAAUUGAAGCUCAUGUUUACCAUCAAAAGGUCGCUUCCAAUCGACAGGCAACGGAUCGGGGAUUGCUUCCCAUUGAUCCCUAGCGUUGGCAAAAGAUCAAAACUCAUCAUCUUAUCGAGGCUUCAUCGGCAAUUUUCACAAUGAUUCGCAUACAUUUCAUUGCUCUAUUCACCUCCUUGGCUUUCUGCAACGUUCUUGCGCCGAAUACCCUGCAAAGGCCUUUGCAGUCUUACCACGACCAAGUAUUGUCAUCCCCCGACAGCGACAAUGUACACGAGGCGCUCCUUCAGUCCAAGAUCAUUCCUGAAGUCAUUGAUGACUUCGAACCUGCGUUUCUGUUCACUGCCCAGUGGCCUGGCGGAGAUGAGCAUCAAGCAAAUCUUGGAAACGACGUUCAGCCUGGUGAUUGGAUAUCAACGCCACCAUACAUAACGCUCGCCCCAGUUGCCCACGCAGAAAAACGUUGUGGUCCGAACUCCAAUCUGGCCAACCUGACUUAUGUGGUUGCAUUAACGGACCCGGAUGCCCCAUCACGCGACGACCCUGAAAAGUCGGAGUUCUGUCAUUGGGUUGUGACAGGGCAUCCUGAAAUCAAACCUAGAAUGCAUGGGUCUGACUGUCAUACUUUGUCGAUUGGUGACUUGAAAGAGGUGGUUUCGUACCGGCCUCCUUCGCCCCCUGAAAAGACGGGCCCGCACCGCUAUGUCUUCAUAGUGUUUGCACAUAUUCCUCCAACCACUGGCCCUCUCGACCUCAAGAAGCCAAAGAGAGAUUGGGGCAGCAAAGGUGGUGCCAAAGAAUGGGCCAGAGAAAAUUCACUCGUCCCUGUCGGGUCCAACUUCCUCUACGCUCACGAUCCGGAUCAGUGAAAGUUAAUCUUGCAUUUUAGUGGGGAUAUUUGAAUGCAG